CGUCACAUCCUGUUGUUAGAGACACAGCCGGUUCAGGCCAGUUCACAACGCGCAAAAGUGGAGUGCCUCGCUGAGCCGAGCUGUCAACACAGCUCCGCCUCUGCAUUGGCACUGCGUUCACGCAGCAUUUUCUGUCAAACAGCCCCAUCUCUUCUUCAACGACGUUUCCCCCAAGAUAACAGCUGCUCUUAUCUGAUGAUGACUCGAAGGUGAUCUUCAGCGUGUCCAGGUGGUUCUGGGGUUCCAGGUUGGUGUGGUAAGAGCAAGCUAACUGCAGGAGACCACCUGGGGCAGGUCGUCCUAGGUUCUCAAGAUCUUUUACAUCCAUUCAAAAGUGAGAUCAUUUGCCAGAUGACCCUCAAUGACAUCUGCCUGACAAAAGAAGGUGCCUUGCAUGAUGGAGAAGGAAGACUUAAAGGUCAUCAACAAGGGUGAAGAUGAAGAGAUGGAAAUGCAAGGCUACCGUUUGUGCCGCUGGCGAUUGGCACUGGUGGGUCUUGGGGUACUCUGUUCAGGGGGCUUCCUACUACUGCUGCUCUACUGGAUGCCAGAGUGGUGUAUCAAGGCCACCUGCAUCCCUACCACAGCCUGUGAUGCCGAAGUGGUGUUGCUGCGAUCUACGGAUGAGUUCCGGCGCUGGUUCCUGGCUAAGGUUCGUGUGAUUCUAGCCCCAGGAAGCAACCCCUUCCACAACCUGGAGACCCAGACCACCUCCCCCUCCUCUCCUUGCACCCCUUCCUCUCCCCUUUCUUCCACCACAUCUAUGGCCAAUGGAGACACACACCACCCUUCUGAUGGGAUCCCCACUUGGGAGCUCAUCAGAAGGUAUGUUGACUACCAGCCCACAAAGAUUCGUUAUUUUACCCUCCAUAGUACAAAAUAUUAUUGGAAUGACAGAGUUCAGAACUUUGAAGUGCUAACCGGGCUUGAUGAUCUCCAUGUCACCGCUGCCACUCUCCAUUCAGAGCACAGCAAAGGCCUAACCAGGAACCAGCAGGAGUACAGAAGACUGUUUUUUGGAAUGAAUGAAAUUGAAGUGAAAGUGCCUUCUGUUUUCAAGCUGCUUAUCAAAGAGGUCCUAAAUCCUUUCUAUAUCUUCCAGCUCUUCAGCAUUAUUUUGUGGAGUGCCGAUGAAUAUUACUAUUAUGCUGCUGCCAUUCUCAUCAUGUCGUUUAUAUCCAUAGCUACCUCUCUCUACACCAUCAAAAAGCAAUAUGUCAUGCUUCAUGAUAUGGUGGCAGCUCACAGUAUUGUCCGUGUAUCUGUAUGCCGAGCCAACAACGAUAUUGAAGAGGUUAUGUCUACUGAUUUGGUGCCUGGAGAUGUAAUAGUCAUCCCCAGCAAUGGGACCAUUAUGCCAUGUGAUGCCGUAUUGGUCAGCGGCACUUGCAUUGUCAAUGAAAGCAUGCUUACAGGUGAAAGUGUUCCAGUGACAAAGACCAACCUUCCAAACCAGUUGCUUGGGGAAAGUGGUGAUGAGCCUAUGAUUUCUUACAGCAUAGAUGAGCACAAGAGACACACACUCUUCUGUGGCACACAUGUCAUCCAGACUCGUUUUUACACUGGCGAAUUGGUCAAAGCUGUAGUUGUCCGCACAGGCUUCAGCACAGCUAAAGGCCAGUUGGUACGCUCCAUCCUUUACCCCAAACCCACAGACUUCAAGCUCUACCAUGAUGCCUACCUUUUUCUGUUGUGUCUGGUGGGUGUAGCUGGAAUUGGCUUUGUCUACUCCAUCGUCCUGAGCAUCAUGAACAAGGUGUCAGCCAAGACCAUCAUCAUCGAAUCCCUAGACAUCAUCACCAUCACAGUUCCUCCAGCGCUCCCCGCAGCUAUGACUGCUGGUAUUGUGUAUGCCCAACGACGCCUUAAAAAUAUUGGCAUUUUUUGCAUCAGCCCACAAAGGAUAAAUAUUUGUGGGCAGAUCAAUCUGGUUUGCUUUGACAAGACGGGAACUCUUACUGAAGAUGGUUUAGACCUUUGGGGAGUCCAAAGAAUAGAGAAUGGCAGUUUCCAGCAAACAGAUGAAAAAGCCUCCAAGGAAAGUCUAGUAAAGUCCCAGUUUGUCGCUUGCAUGGCCACCUGCCAUUCUCUCACUAAAAUUGAGGGCCAAUUGUCUGGAGACCCACUGGACCUCAAAAUGUUUGAGGCUACUGGCUGGAUCCUGGAGGAAGCCACUGAAGAAGAAACUGCUUUGCACAAGCAUAUCAUGCCGACUGUCGUCAGACCCACGAAACAGCUGUUGCCGCCACAGCCCAUUUCCCCAGAGCAGGACAUGGAACUUUAUGACAUGCCUUCCCAGUAUGAGAUAGGUAUAGUGCGGCAGUUUCCAUUUUCCUCUGCACUCCAGAGGAUGAGUGUGGUUGCACGGCUGCUAGGGGAGAAACGUAUGGAUGCCUACAUGAAGGGAGCACCGGAGGUGGUGGCUCGCUACUGUAAGACUGAAACAGUGCCACUUAAUUUUGCUGAUGUCUUGGAGGGCUAUACCAAGCAAGGUUUCAGAGUCAUAGCUCUUGCUCACCGUCGUCUUGAAUCUAAACUCACGUGGCACAAGGUCCAGAAUGUAAGCAGAGAUAACAUUGAAAUCAACAUGGAGCUCCUGGGUUUAAUAAUCAUGCAGAAUAAAUUGAAAAAAGAAACACCGGCUGUGCUGCAAGAUCUCCACAGAGCCAACAUUCGUACUGUCAUGGUUACAGGCGAUAACAUGCUGACUGCCAUCUCUGUCGCUCGGGAUUGUGGAAUGAUCCUUCCACAGGACACAGUCAUAAUUUCGGAUGCUUUCCCCCCACACGAUGGACAGACUGCCAGAAUCACCUGGAGGUGUGCCGACAAGCAAAAUGUCGUAUCAGAUCUGGAGGAUGUAAACAUUAGCCUUGGGAAGAGCUGUCAUGAUGAGAAGCCCAAAGAACAAGAGCGGUACCAUUUUGCCAUGAACGGAAAGUCAUUUGCAGUCAUCUUGGAGCAUUUCCCAGACAUGCUUCCAAAGUUGGUGUUACAUGGCACUGUGUUUGCUAGAAUGGCCCCAGAUCAGAAAACCCAACUCGUUGAGGCACUACAAGAUGUAGACUACUUUGUGGGGAUGUGUGGAGAUGGAGCAAAUGAUUGUGGGGCUUUAAAAAGGGCUCAUAGUGGAAUCUCAUUGUCAGAGCUUGAGGCCUCUGUAGCUUCUCCAUUCACUUCCAGAACGCCGAACAUUUCUUGUGUCCCAAGUCUCAUUAGGGAGGGUCGUGCUGCUCUCAUCACAUCCUUUUGUGUGUUCAAGUUCAUGGCCCUUUACAGCAUUAUCCAGUACAUUAGUGUCACUCUCCUCUACUCUAUUUUGAGUAACCUCGGGGAUUUCCAGUUCCUCUUCAUCGACAUAGCCAUCAUCCUCGUCAUUGUUUUCACUAUGAGUCUGAACCCAGCAUGGAAAGAGCUAGUUGCACAACCUCCUCCAUCAGGCCUGAUCUCCGCGCCUUUGCUCUUCUCUGUGUUGAGCCAGAUCCUCAUCUGUUUUGGUUUCCAGAUUCUUGCAUUUAUUUGGGUCCAACACCAGCCCUGGUACACAGUCUGGACACCUCUUUCAGAUGCCUGUAAUAUGUCGUCACACAGAAAUAUGUCUGGCCUCAACGACACUGAAAUGGAUGACCGCAACAUCCAGAACUAUCAAAACACCAGCCUUUUCUAUGUGUCCUGCUUCCAAUACCUUAUUGUUGCGAUUGUCUUCUCAAAGGGCAAACCUUUUAGGCAACCAAGUUACAAGAAUUGGCCUUUUGUCACGACUGCUGUGAUUUUGUACAUUUUCCUCCUGACCAACAUGUUCUACCCUGCUGAACCCAUUGAUGAAUUCCUCCAGAUUGUUUGCAUUCCACUAGAUUGGAGACUGAAACUCCUCCUUAUUAUUGUGGUCAAUGCUGUCGUGUCUGUUGUGGUAGAGACCUUCAUCACUGACUUCAUCUUAUGGAAGUUUGUGUUCAGCAGAGACAAGCAGGGCAUCGCGCCUGCUGCCUCACCACCACAGAAUGGGAUUGAGCUGACAGCAGAAAAAUGUCUGUCCUGCCCAAGCAAAGUGAACCACAAAGCUCGCUACAUGCAUCUGGCCCAGGAGCUCAGCGUGGACCCAGACUGGCCCCCCAAACCAACCACUACUACUGAAGCCAAGGCCUGUCCUGAAAAUGGCUCCGCUCAUCAAAAUGUGUGCAUUUCCUAGCAUCCCUAACCCUUCCAUUAACUAAGACUUUCCAUACAGGAACUAUCAAAGAGAAGAGUAUGUUUGCACAUUAACUGAAGCACUCGCCUAAAUCCGCUUGUCACUGGCGUUGAUGAUUGUAUACUACCGUAGCUCAAAAACUUAAAACACUCAAGCACACAUUUUAAUGAAACCGUGCAGUUGUCACUUGUGCGCUUAGGGUCGUCAUUGAAAUAAUUUUAACCUAAAGUUUCAGUAAAGCUUGGUGGAGGUCUUCAAACCAUGUUCAAUUAGUUUGGUGAGUUCCAUACACACAGGGCCUAUGGUUAAAACCUUGGAACAAGUGUGUUCAGUUUUCAUAUAGACAACUUAAAUGUUAUUUAUGAUGAUUACCUCCAGCUGCUGUAUUAAGAAUCACACUAUGAUAGAGCCCAAUGCCAAAUUGGACACUUGGAAAGAUACGCCACUGAAGUGCCAUUUUUUUCUUUUAUUUUUUCCUACUCUUAAAUGGUAAUUCUAGAAACAACAGUUGAUGUUUCGGUCCCUUAUGUCAUAUUGCUCAAUUUCAGUUUUGUGACACAUUUGUGCUUUUAGUGGCACUUGUAUUUUUGUUAAGGCAUUAAGUCGCAGACCGCAGUAAAUUACAAAAAUACUUUUCCUGGUCACACAGUGCUGGUCUAGUCACUUAAGAAUAGAUGUGGGGGUCUCUAUCAAAUCUGACCAGGAAGAAACUGGAAUUACCUUGUCUUCCACAGUUGAUCUUGUCACCACAAAUGUUAUUUGGCAUUUUUCAAUAAUAGAACAAAGCCUAAAAAAAAAAUACACUGGAUUAUUUUUUACUUGAUCCUAUUGAACAUAGAGGGAGCGUGUCCCUACUGUAGCAAUAAAUAUCCUUUUUCCUACUUUGUUAUAGGCCUUUUGUUGACGGACUUAAGAUGAUUAACAAUUGACAUCUUGGGCAGUGAGAUUUUUGUACUGCAAGUGUGAAAAUAUUUUGCUUGGAAAAAUUAACACAUGAUUGCCAUUUAACUUUUAUACUGGCGCGGAACUAUAUUCGGCACUGCUCAGUUGUCAAUUGGCGUGAAAGUGAAUGACAAAUUCCAUAGGAUGUCAAAUACUGAUGGGCUCACAUCAGUCUGAAUACUUUGGAACGAAAUAAAACCAAGUUAAAGAACAGUUACCUUUUGGGACACCCAGUCUUUCGAGUUAAGACGCCUGGCUGUUAGUAAAUCAUUUUAGGAGCUUGCAAAUUGUUUAUUGAAUCUCAUGAAGAACUGUGCAUACUGACUAAAUCUAUUGGCUUUCUGAACAGUUUUCUUGAACCAUUUGUGGGUUACUGACAGUGGUAAGAAUUGUUAUCCGUAAUUUUGCGAAAUGGCUUUUGCUUUGCUGCUGCUCACUCGCCAAACCAUUUUGCUACUGACCUGAAGUGUGAUUAUUAAUACAGUAUAUUGGAAUUUAAAGAUGAAACUGAAGUCAUCACAGUGGCAAAAUGAUUUGUUGAUUUAGAGACUGCUUGGUUAUAAAAAUACAUUCAGGACGAAUAUUUUCAGAUGUUAGUGACUUCGACCUGUUGCCCCCAAGCAAGGUUAAAACAAGUUUUGUUUUUGUUUUUUAACACUUUGCUCAAAUCAUAGUAAUCCCCUCAUGGAUGAAUCCCUAAAUGUGCAAUGGUUGUGCAUUCUGUAUUUCAUCAUCUCACUGCUUUGAAAUGUUGGAAGCAACCCUGAUGCAACACUGAAAGUUAUUUUUAAUCCACAUAGAUGCUUUAAAUAAGGGCUAUCUAAUAUUGUCAAUGCUCUUAUAUUUUAAACCAAUGCUUCUCCCAAUAUGGAUCUGCUUCUCUGUAAAUAAUACCUGUUGCAGACAGUAAAUGUUUCUAGUCGUUGUUGCCAACAAUAUGGUGAAAUAUUUUAUACUGUAUCUGCAAACAGUUAGCAAUGGAACUGUUUGGACUUUGUCCGUUUCAUGCCGCUAAUUCUUUGCAUUGUACAAGGACAGUAUGUUUUUUUUUUUGUUUUUUUUUGGCUUCAGUAUUGCUCUUAAAAAGAGAGAAGAAAGCACAGUAAGCUUUUGGCUGCAAUAUCUAAAGUUCAUUCCGAAGUUCACGGAUGACUGUAUUCUCAAAGUCAAACAAAAAUGUAACAGCAUUGUGCAUAUUUUGCUUCGACUUUAUGUCACAAUACACAUGUAGCUUCCAUACUCAAUGUUUGUCAAGUAUGAGCAGUGUUGCAAAGCUUUUCGGUGGCAUUAGAAGUGCCAAAGUUGCUCUUAAAUGCCAUUUUUAAUUUGGCAAUGUGAGAUAUUUUGACAUCAGUGUAAAAAUCAUGUGUUAUGUAUACUUCAUCACAAUAGUUGGGAUUAUUGCUUGCAGAAAUUUAAAAUAAGAGUCCGGAAAUUUUGCCAGUUGACCUGAUGUGCCCAAACUUUUUGAUAUUUGGUUAAUGGACCUACCACCUGAGGUACAAACAUAUUGAUAUAAAGGCAACAUGGACAAUACUGAUGCAAAGCAGUUAUUUUAUUGAGAAAUGUAUUUUUAUUGAUGUUUGAGAAGCAGAAUAAGACAUACAAGCCUAAUGUAUAUGGUAACUCUAUUUGAAAUGAACAAAAAUUGAAUUCUGUCUAAUAUAGUUUGAGAUGUCCUUUUUCUGUGUCUUCAUAAAACUCCGAAUGUAUAAUCUAAAAAUGUGGAUCUUUUUGGACUUUUAAGGGCUGGUGUUAUGGUACUUUUUUUAUGCAACCAAGUGUGGUUCAUUUAUACAUCCUUUUCUAUUUAUUUGUAUCUUCACUUUCAUAUCAAGAUAUUCAUUUGCAAUUUUACUCACUGGGAAUGAAUCAUGGGCAUUUUCUUUCAGUGUUUGAUUGCCGUAUUGUAAGAUUGGAACAUGAUUGCUGCUGUUGCAUGGGUCUAUGGGAUUUGUGAUUUUAAAAAAAAUUCUACUGUACAAGUUUAAGAAAGUGGGAAACUGAUAAAUCAAACCUCCACGAAUGGACUCACUUGCCACUGUUCUGUAAUUUGUUCUGACUGCACCUUCAUGAUGGACGUUUAAAUUCUUCUACUGAAUGUCAUUACUUUGGUCAGUGUAAAUAUUCGUAUUCCAUGUGACAAAUUUGCCUUUUUUGUGACAGCUGUAUCAAAUCAAUGGCUUUAUGUAGAGAUUUCUUUAACACAGGUACAAUAGUAUGCUGACUGGUAGGAUUAGUCUCCUCUUCAUGUUUCGUUGAUAAACUGCUGAUUGGCAUUUAAGUAAACCACUGAGUGAAUGUAUGCUCGAGUGGAUGUUUUCUCAGGGGUAUGUGUGUAUAGUGAACAAAGAACAAGAUCAGAGUUGAAACUUAAAAAAUGCAAAAAGGAGGCAUCUUUGAUAUUACUGACCAUCUGAACAGCGAAUUGGAUAUGCUAUCUAUGAUUUUUGUUGUUGUUUCUGCACAUCAAUCGACACAUUUGGAUAUAUAUUUUUCAUCAGCAGAAAUGUACAUUGUGUUGAAAUGUUUCUACUUAAUAAUUUAUUGUAUAUUUAUGUUUUCCCCUGACAAUUAUAUUUUACUUAUUUUUGUUUCAAUAA
Messenger RNA from Corythoichthys intestinalis (scribbled pipefish), 7731 nucleotides. It is a transcript of the gene atp13a3, whose product is annotated as ATPase 13A3. The transcript has 35 exons. Gene Ontology annotation, molecular function: ATPase-coupled monoatomic cation transmembrane transporter activity; ATP binding; polyamine transmembrane transporter activity. Bases 395 to 4186 code for a protein of 1263 amino acids. Gene Ontology annotation, cellular component: late endosome membrane. Gene Ontology annotation, biological process: intracellular calcium ion homeostasis; polyamine transmembrane transport. The record is from RefSeq and is a predicted model, not a curated record. Lineage: Eukaryota; Metazoa; Chordata; Actinopteri; Syngnathiformes; Syngnathidae.